This is a messenger RNA of Etheostoma cragini (Arkansas darter), 2734 nucleotides long. It is a transcript of the gene gpr61, whose product is annotated as G protein-coupled receptor 61. Gene Ontology annotation, biological process: G protein-coupled receptor signaling pathway. Gene Ontology annotation, molecular function: G protein-coupled receptor activity. NCBI's taxonomy places the organism in Eukaryota, Metazoa, Chordata, Actinopteri, Perciformes, Percidae. The transcript is spliced from 2 exons. Gene Ontology annotation, cellular component: plasma membrane; endosome; signaling receptor complex. Bases 1106 to 2524 code for a protein of 472 amino acids. The record is from RefSeq and is a predicted model, not a curated record.
UUUGUAAAUGUUAAUCUCAGCUCAUUAACAUUAACCACUGGGAUUCUUUUUCUCUCUGCGAAUCAACAAUGCAGUCUUGUGAGAGGGCUUUUGACGGAUUGUGCAUGAACAGAGAUCUUGGGGAGCUGAGCACAAGGAGAAAGAAAAUCAGAGAAAUGCUGAUCCACAGGAUAAAGGUGAUUUUCUCUCCACGUUGUUGGCAACAUCUACGCCUGUCAGUGGGACCUGAUGUAAGAUUCGUGGGAAGGGUCAAAAAGCAGAGGCAUCCCUUCAUGAGGAGCCCAGAGGUAGUGAGACACUAAGACCCAGUGGAGAGCAGGAAGGCUGGGUGCUGCUUGCUCACCCGCCGCCUGCCUGUCUGCUCCGCACGGUUCUGCAGUUGCCCUGGGCGCAUGCCGGAGACAGUGCAUGUGUGCAUGGAAAUGUGGUGUAUCCAAUCUUUGUGCAUCAUAGGCUUGAAGACAGGCACCCUCUCCUCAUUUUGUUCUUUACGCCAUCUCUCCCUUCUGCUCCUUCUCUCCCACCUGAAUCGAAGACCUGGCUAGAAGACAGCUGAGAGGAGGGAGGUGUGUGUUUCUGGUGGGAUGGGGAUGGUUAGCUUGGUUGGGUGUGAGUUGAUGACAAGAUGAAAGGGGCCAGGUGAGGAGGAGACACAAGAGUGCCCCUCUCUCUCCUCUCUCUCUCUCGCUCUCUCUCUCUCUCUCUCUCUCUCUCUCUCUCUCUCUCUAUCUCUCUCUGUGAUGUGGUGUGUCAGUGUGUUUGCUGUGAGUGGGGGAGAGAAAGCAAAACAGGUUGGCUCUCCUUCUGUAGACUGUGAACCUGCAGAGGAGGAAGCAGCCCUCUCCAGACUGAGAGCUUUCAAACUGAAGGUCAUCUUGGAGAGAGCAGGACGGCUUCACUUAAAGUUACAAGGAAUUUUGUGAAAACUCCUGUGAUUGUCUGCAGAGAUCCAGGCUAAAGUCUACCAGGUAUCAGGUCCUCUACAGCCCCAGGUGCCAUGCCAUACACCACCGCCUGAGCUUCUCAGAUACACCCUAUGACAGGGGAGGAUGGGUGAUGGGUCUGUGAAAUUUAGCGGACUCUCUCCUCCUAAUUCCAUCCUCUCAUGGAGCGCCCUGUCACAUCGAGCCCCUCCUGGAACAUUUCUUUCUCCGGCCUCCCCAUAUUUUCAGCCUCACUGCACCCGAAUAUUUCUAACGUGACCCCACCCGUUGCAAGCAUCAGAGGUGGGGUGGAUCUGAACAAGUCUUUGGCACUGUGUGCUAUGCUCAUCAUUGAUGUGUUAACAGUGGUGGGGAACUUGGCUGUGAUGAUUGUUAUCACUAAAACUCAGCAGCUGCGCAAGUUUGCCUUCGUUUUCCACCUGUGUCUGGUGGACCUGCUGGCAGCGCUGGUGUUGAUGCCUCUGGGGAUGCUGUCAGACCAAAUCCUUGUGGACGAGGCGCUGUGUCGGAGCUACCUCUGCUUGAGUGUGUGUCUAGUGAGCGCUGCCAUCCUCACCAUCUGUGCCAUCAACGUGGAGCGCUACUACUAUAUCGUCCACCCCAUGCGUCAUGAGGUGAAGAUGACAGUUGGGGUGGCGGUGAUGGUACUAGUGGGAAUCUGGAUUAAAGCCAUUGUCAUGUCAGUGCUGCCUCUCCUGGGAUGGUUGCUCCAGGGGAACCAGGGUGUGGGGACUCCUUCGGUCCUCAUUCAGGGUCACAGACACUGCUCCCUCCACUGGACGGGAGGCCGAACCACACGGCUGCUUUUCAUUGUCUUCUUUACAUUUAUCUAUUUUCUGUGCCCCGUGCUGCUCAUUCUGGUGGUCUACUGCAACAUGUUCAAGGUGGCACGGGUAGCAGCCAUGCAGCACGGCCCACUUCCCACUUGGAUGGACACACCGCAACAACGGUCCGAGUCUAUCAGCAGCCACUCCACUAUGGCGACCAGCCUUGGUGGAACUGGUGCCCGCACUACCCCUCAGAGGACCUUCAGCGGUGGGAAGGCUGCGGUGGUCCUGGUGGCAGUGGGAGGACAAUUCCUCUGCUGCUGGCUGCCAUAUUUCUCCUUUCAUCUCUACUCGGCUGUGGUUUCUAUUGCUCCCACGUCUCUGGCCCAGCUGGAGGAUGUGGUCACAUGGAUAGGCUAUUUCUGCUUCACCUCCAAUCCCUUCUUCUAUGGCUGCCUGAACCGGCAGAUUCGCGAGGAGCUGGGCCGACACCUGGCUUGCCUCUUCAAGCGGGCCGGGCCCAGCCAAGGGGAGCAGCUGCCCAGCCGUGAGGCCUCUAUUGAGGAGAACUUUUUGCAGUUCCUUCAGGGCACUGGAUGCAAUCUGGAGCCCUGCAACUCUCAUAGCAGAGCCAGCCCAGAAGAGCCAGAGACUGAGGGCCUUCAGGAAUCAGCUGUUCAGCAGAACACGCCAGCUGACUUCCACAUCCCAGGGCAGAUCCUUGAGGAAACCUCAGAGUUCAUACAGCGGCAACAACUGAACAAUAAGCUACAUGUAUCAGAGAACUACUGCAAAACAGUACCAGAAGUGUAACUGCCUCUUAUUUAAUGUCUCUUUUUCAUCUACGUAUAAUAAUCCAAUAAAUAUACAGUAUUUAGUUUUAUUCAUAUUUUCCAAAAUUUGUUGAAUGAAUACAUCUGUUGUUCCUGCUACAACAGUGCUUUAAAGAUCAAAAUACAGUGAACUCCAAAACAUGGAGACAUCUUUGAAAAGUUUAAGUUGUGUUUCAGAGAAAGACAAAGU